Molecule: messenger RNA, 3261 nt
Organism: Rhododendron vialii
Lineage: Eukaryota; Viridiplantae; Streptophyta; Magnoliopsida; Ericales; Ericaceae
Product: DNA glycosylase/AP lyase ROS1-like
Exons: 20
Coding region: 229-2724 (831 amino acids)
Biological process (GO): base-excision repair
Molecular function (GO): DNA demethylase activity; DNA N-glycosylase activity
Source: RefSeq, a predicted model, not a curated record
GAACUGAACAAGUUAUCUUUCGUGUUUUUCAUGAAUUGCCCCAAGCCUUUUUCUUCUCUCUCUACCAUGCAAACUUCCCUUGCCAGCUACUAAUAGUAGUGUUGAUGUUCCUGAUCUUACUGCUCUUGUGUUGCAUGGCAGUUGUUUUGAGGCGAUCUCAACACUUUUUCUUGGUGGUUCGUUCUUGAUUAGACUGUACGUUGAACUUAAGAGCUAGCAGUGGAUGCAAUGGCCGGAAAAGACGAAGGUGACUGUUGGAUAGCAAAGACACCUCCUCCUACGGCUACUAGGGCUGAGACAAAUCGAACAAGGGCGAGGAGGAGGAGGCCAAAUCCACUUUCCGAAUCCGCCAGCAAUUUGCGAGAAGACGACUACUACCAUGAUUGCUACUGGCUUCGCUCAACUCCAGGGAGAAUAAUCCAGGGCUUGGAAACAAGGAAAGCUCAUCCUAAUGACAGGGUUGAGCAGUCCAGACGCAAUGUUGACUUGGAGUCUAGGACACCUUCAACUCAACCGGAAAACUCACGCAAUGAUAAUACAUGUUUGUACAAGAAGCUGAUAGAUCCUAGAAAGCACAGGCCUAGAGUGUUCAGUGAAGGAAAUAAAAAGAGGACUCCGAAACCGGCCAAGCAUGAUGGUGCACCAUCCAAGAGAAAACUAUGCAAGGAUAUGGAAAUCGCAUUUGAACCAAUUCAACAACCUGGUGCGAAAUCAUGCAAGCGAUCAUUGGAUUUUACUCUGGAGAACAUGGAAGUAGAAGAUCAGACAACACGUUUCAACGAAAAUAGGAGUGGCUAUGAUCCCAAGUAUCUUCUAGUGUAUCAGAGGAAAAAGCGAAAGUUUACUGCAUGCAGCAAUUUGCAGUCUGUCGUGAACAGAAAAUAUGGUUCACGGAAGAUGCAACCAGAAGAACUGAUUGAUGCUUCUGUCAAGAGGGCCGAAUAUCAGGAAAUAAACAAUGGAUGUGCCCAACUGAGUGUAAAUGAAAACACUCCUAUCACGAAAGAUCACUUGAAAGCAAAGCUCGAACUUGAUGGGCAGAAGAUGAGGGGGCAGAAACAACUGACGGACAAGAAUGACUGUGAAGCUUCUCAAGAAGGCGGCAUGGAUAGAGAGAGACGGUUGCAACAAGAAAGGAAACUGCUUCCACGGGUAGAAUCAUUUAUUGCCCAGAUGCAGCGAGUUCAAGGUGAUAGGCGUUAUUUACCAUGGAAGUGUUCGGUGGUAGAUUCAGUAGUUGGAGCUUUCCUGACUCAAAAUGUGAAGGACACUUCGUCAAGCUCUGCCUUCAUGUCCCUUGCUGCCAAAUAUCCCCGUAGAAUAGUGGACAAGAACAAGCCACCACGGAAAAACUUCGCUUCUUCAACUAGUAAAGCCAGGAAGGGAACCCAGGUCUCCUCCACUGUCAACCUGGAUUGUGUGGAGUGGAAUGAAGUUAGAUCUGCGACAGUUGAAGAGAUAUCUGAAGUCAUUAAAGAAAGAGGGAUGAACAAUAAAAUUGCUGAACGGAUCAAGAUGUGCCUUGAUCGUAUAGCUGACGAGAAAGGAAGCAUUGACCUGGAACGGUUAAGAAGUGCUACACCUGAAGAAGCAAAGAAAUACUUGAUGAGUAUUCAAGGUUUGGGAUUAAAAAGUGUUGAAUGCAUUCGACUUUUGACUUUGAACCAUCCGGCAUUUCCAGUUGACACGAACAUAGCUCGGAUAGUAGUUCGCCUGGGAUGGGUACCCAUUGAACCACUUCCAGAGGGAAUUCAGAUGCAUCUUUUGAAUAAGUACCCUAAGGAGAAUUCAAUUCAAAAAUAUCUAUCGCCUCUCUUGUCCACCUUCGAUCAUGGAAAAUUGUAUGAACUACAUUAUCACAUGAUUACCUUUGGAAAGGCCUUCUGUACAAAGGAAAAACCAAACUGUAAUGCAUGCCCAAUGAGAGUGGAAUGCGAAUUCGCAAGAAGCAAUGCCAAGGCGAGACAGCAAGAGAAAAGAAUAUCAUGUUCAAAAAGUCUCAUUACACCUCUGGAAAGCAAGGUUGAAUGCAAACAAACAUAUGAGGUAGAUAUUGAAGAUGUGGUGGUUGACACGUCAAAAGCUAUUGGUAAAGCACGAAAAACUGCUUCAGUUUCUGCACUUGUGAAAAUGAGGACAGAGCACGUUGUCUAUGUGCUUCCAAAUUCACACCCUCUUCUAGAAAGGCAAGACAGCGAAGGACCUCAUUGCACGUAUCCAUACCUACUUGCUAUAUGGACAACAGUUGAAGGUGCAGAUACCUCUGAAAGCAGGUCUCUCAAAGCAGAUACAGCCGAGCAAGAUAGAGGAAUGGUCUCUGGAACCCUGCUGAUACCCUGCCAGAGAGCAAUGAGCGGAAGUUUUCCACUGAAUGGAACAUACUUCCAAACUAACGAGGUUUUUGCUGAUGAUGAAUCAAGCAGAAACCCGAUUAAUGUUCCCUGGGAAUCGAUACGCGAUCUCACAAAGAAGACUUUAUACUGUGGAACCUCCGUGAGAAAUAUGUUGCGAGGUGUCUCAGCUGAGAAAAUUCAGCAAUGUUUUGGAGAAGGGUUUGUUUGCGGUAGGGGAUUCAACCAAAAAACAAGGGAACCCAAACCCUUGUCCAAUAGAUUCCACCUUCGAAACGGCAAUAACAUUGAAACAAGAAAAAGACCUAUCCACCUUCGGAAGGGGAAGACGGUCAAAACAAGACGAGGGGAGACGAAAAUGUGUCAAGACUAGGACAAGGGUCAAAUGACAGUAUGAUCACUGCUUUCUCCAUGUUGAUAGUCUCAGUCACUCUAUCUUUGUUUUGACAAUUGGAGGAGCCUUGGAGGAGAAAGCCAGUGUUGCCCCAUGGUUCUAUGAAGUUUUUGUUUUCAAGCACGGGCUUUGUCACUUUUGCAAAAUCAGUGGAAAUAGAUGCUAAAGCUUUGACUACUUUUUUUGUGCAGAAUUCAUAUGCUAAUUAGUAUCACAUUGUAUUCUGCUAUCGAAGAUUAUGGUACUUGGGAGGCAUGUUUUUUGGUGCUUUUUGAUGUAGUUUCGGGUCGUUAGUGUCUUUGUACUAGCCUUUAAUUAUGAAUGCAAUAUGUUUCUGGUUCCUCGAAAAAAAUUAUGCAAAUAUGAACUUGCUAAGUGGGAGAUAAAAUAUAUGUCAACCGUUGUUUACAAUACACAAAUAUAUGCUUCAAUGUUUACGACCUUCAACCAUGAAUCAAGCUAUUGGAUUGGCAUUAUUUGGAAGAAUUUGUCAAGAGAGGCGAGAGAAAAGAUGCA